Molecule: messenger RNA, 1314 nt
Organism: Trypanosoma rangeli
Lineage: Eukaryota; Euglenozoa; Kinetoplastea; Trypanosomatida; Trypanosomatidae
Exons: 1
Coding region: 1-1314 (437 amino acids)
Source: RefSeq, a predicted model, not a curated record
AUGGACCAGUUGCGCCACCUCGCCCUUAGUCUUUCGGACCCAAAUUUGUGGGAGGCGCGGGAGGCACGCCUGGAAUUGGCUCGCUUCAUGGAGCCUGAAAAUCUUUUCAAUAUGUGGCUUCAAGGCGAACAAGAGACAGCGGAGACGCUUCUCCGUGAGGCAGAGGCCGUUGGAAGCCCCGAAGUUUACGCUGCUCUUGGCAACGCCUUUAAGCGGCUUUUUGAUACGAGUGCGGGCAGAGCAGCUGCAGAGGAGUUCCUCCGGUUGGACACCUCGCACAUUGUCACACGUUUUCUUGUGAAUGGCGUGGCGCACGAGGAUCUCUACAGAGCAGCAAGUGUGCGACCGGCAUUGAUUAGCGUGAUGGCUAUACUACCAUCUGAUUUAGCACCGCGUGUGGGAGAGUUGUUUUCAGCCUCUCUGCAGAACGAGCGGGUUCUGCGCUUGUUUGACGAGAAUAAACCUGAAUCUCCAGAGAAUGAAAUAGUGUGCCAAUUCCUGCUCCAUUACACCGUGUUGAUUUCGUUUAUAACCUCAACGACAGUAGACGCGUUUGAACACGACCCGCUUCUUGUGGCCAACUACCUAAUGAUUAGCUGUAUUAUUUCUAGGCAUGUGGUGAUACCACCAGAGUUGCUUGAAAAAAUUGAUAGGGCGCUCACGGAAUACAAGAAUACGUUUGUCUUCUGCUUUGUAUGCCGCGCAUGUGCUACGGCCCUUCAACAUCAUGAAGUUAACGCCACAAGGUACGCGUCUUCGUGGGGAGUGAAAGCUGCCCUUUCCUUGUCGCAAUGUGACGACAACACUCGAGGUGCCGUUUAUGGUAUUCUUGCCGCCACAAGCACCACUGCCGCUGGAUGGAGUAGUGUGUUUCCGUGUGUGCCCAUAAAUGAGGAGAUCAUUCGCGCAUUGCGCGUUACCGCGCUCCGCCCAGAGACCCUGGGCUUAAUGGAUAUACUCGCACAAUCUCCACAUGUCCCAGACUCAUUUUUUAGUUCCUCACUAUUGCAAGCUGCAUGGCAGUUACACAGGGAUGCUAAUGAUGUUACCCGAGAGAAUUUGUGGAGUUUUAUUAGCGAUGGCCUGACGCGAGACAACAUUGUGCUGUCGUUGGCAACUUUAUGUGCCUCAUUUUUGUGUUCCCUACCGCAUGAAGUUAGCGUAAAGGUACGUGAGUUGCAGCUUCGGGUUGCUGAUUUUCUUGUUAAGAGAGGAGGUCUUUCCCAGGAGGUGGUACAAGGUCUAAAACAGUUUUCUUCACGUGGACUUUAUCCGCCCACAUCUGUCGGUGCGGAGGCGCUUGCACCGCGUUAA